This is a messenger RNA of Phoenix dactylifera (date palm), 1566 nucleotides long. The record is from RefSeq and is a predicted model, not a curated record. NCBI's taxonomy places the organism in Eukaryota, Viridiplantae, Streptophyta, Magnoliopsida, Arecales, Arecaceae.
AAAGCCAAAAUAGUGGGUUAGUUGUUGAAGGGGACCACGAAGGGCAACCGAUUGACUUCUACGGUUACUUGUGCAAAGUUUGGGAAUUAACAUAUAUGUUCGGACAACAAGUCGUUUUGUUCCAAUGCGAAUGGUUCAACACUGGAAGUAAAAAAACUUUCUGCAUUGAUGCGCAUUGCACUAGCAUUGAUACAAGAAGUCGGUGGUACAAAGAUGAUUCUUUUGUACUACCGAGUCAAGUGCAGCAAGUAUUCUAUAUUAAUGACACUGCAGAGAGACGUGGCAAUUGGAAAGUUGUCCAAAGAUUCAAGCAUCGAGGACAAGUUCAAAAUCUCGGAUGAUUAUUAUGGCAAUCUAGUAGCUCAGCAAGCUGUCCAUAGAAAAUGCUACAAUAUUCACAGAAAUUGGAGGCACAAUAUGAAAUUGCAUUACAAGCAUGUUAAGAACGUCUUACAUGUAGAUCCUUAUAGUCAUCCAUACGAACAUGUGACUCAAGAGGAUUGGCGCCACUUAAUUGACGAUGUGUGGAAAAGUAAAGAACACAAGGUGAGAUCAAAAGCUGGCAAAAAGAAUAGGAAAAAGCUUGAGUACAAUCAUUGUUCAGGAUCUCGGUCAUUUGUUGCAACAAUGACUAUACAGCCGGAGUUUAAUGGUUCUGAAAACCUUAAAUUUCCAGAAUUCUAUAAGAAAACUCAUACCAAGAAGAACAAAGAGUGGAUUGAUCCUAUUUGCGCCGUGAAACAUUCAAAGAUGUUGAGCUUGCGAGAAGAAUCUUCCCAAUCCGGUGUGCAAUUAACAUCAGAGGAGAUGUCUAGGCAGGCACUUGGAAAAAGGAAGAGAUACAUUCUUGGAUUUGGGGAUGGGCCGAAGCCCUCUUCAUCUUCUUCCACACCUAGUCGUGUGUCACAAGACCAUGUUGGGGAGUUACAGAAACUUAAAGCUGAGAUGGAGGAGAUGAAGAUGGAGCGUGAGAUGGAGCGUGAGGAGCUGCGGAGGCAAUUGGAACAGGAGAGGAGAGAGCGAGAGGAAGAACAGAAGCAAAUUGCACAUCUUACAAGUUUGGUGACAGAGUUCUUAAAGGAAAAGACUCAAACGCAUAAGUCGUCUAUCCAUCAUGAUGGGGCCAUGUAUUCAACUGGUGGCACAAAUACUCGUUGGUAUGUAUUCUCAUUUAUAUUACGUAGGUUAUUUAGAGAUUUGGACCAAGUUAAGCGAAAUAUCAUUGUGAACUUAUACUUGAAUUUUAGUUUAUUAUUUUUCACAUGUGGUUAUUGAUUGUGUAUUCUUUUUUGCUUUCUCAGAUACAUGGUGGAGUUAUGAGCAUGUGAAUCUAGUUUUUGGUACAUGGAUAGCUUUUGUUCAGAUGAUCAUGGUGGAGUUGUUUACAAGCAGAAAUCAGUUUUUUGUUUAUUCAUAUUUUUAUCUACAUGAUGGUUGUUUGGAUGAAUUGCAAGAUCAGAUAUUUUGGAAUUUUUAAUUUACAUUUUGAUGUGUUUGGUGAUGAUUAUCACCUUAAUAUAUGGUAUGGAUGAAACAUUUUGAUGAAUGGUUAAUAGGUUUGCUUGA